AUGGUUCGCGGAACAGUCCUGGUUACAGGUGGCACGGGCUACAUUGGUUCGUUCACCUCGCUAUCGCUUCUCGAAAAUGAUUACGACGUCGUAAUCGUCGACAACCUCUACAACUCCUCUCCCGUUGCCAUCGACCGCAUCGAGCUCAUUUGCGGCAAGCGACCCGCCUUUCACAAUGCCGACAUAACCGACGAGGCCGCGCUCGACAAGGUCUUCGAUGCGCAUCCCGAGAUUGAUAGCGUCAUCCACUUUGCCGCCCUCAAGGCCGUUGGCGAGUCCGGCGAGAUCCCGCUCGAGUACUACCGCGUCAACGUCGGUGGCAGCAUUGCGCUCCUGCGCUCCAUGCAAAAGCACAAUGUGUGCAACAUUGUCUUUUCGUCUUCGGCCACUGUCUACGGCGAUGCGACCCGCUUCCCCAACAUGAUCCCUAUCCCGGAGCAUUGCCCGAUCGGCCCGACCAACACAUACGGCCGGACAAAGUCCACUAUCGAAGAUGUCAUCUCGGACCAUGUCAACGCCCAGCGCAACAACCUGAAGAAGGCAGGCAAGCCAUUCGACAUGUGGAAUGGCGCUUUGCUGCGCUACUUCAACCCCUGCGGUGCUCACCCUAGUGGUCUGAUGGGCGAGGAUCCUCAGGGGGUACCCUUCAAUCUCCUGCCGCUGCUCGGUCAGGUUGCGACUGGCCAGAGGGAGAAGCUUCUCGUCUUCGGUGAUGAUUACCCUUCCCGCGACGGCACCGCCAUCCGAGACUACAUUCACGUCCUCGAUCUUGCCAAAGGCCACCUCGCAGCUCUCAACUACCUCCGAGACAACAAGCCCGGUGUCAAGGCAUGGAACCUGGGUUCCGGCCGCGGCAGCACCGUCUUUGAGAUGAUCAAGGCCUUCAGCUCUGUCGUGGGUCGUGACCUGCCGUACGAGGUUGUGCCUCGCCGCCAGGGUGACGUGCUGGACCUGACGGCCAACCCUGCGCUUGCAAACAAGGAGCUCGGUUGGAAGACAGAGCUCCGUAUGGAGGACGCGUGCCAGGACCUGUGGAAAUGGGUCAAGAACAACCCCAAGGGAUACAGGCAGGAUCCUCCUCAGGAGUUCGUUGCAGCGCUCAAGAAGUGA
This is a messenger RNA of Pyricularia pennisetigena, 1110 nucleotides long. RefSeq lists its product as uncharacterized. Gene Ontology annotation, molecular function: UDP-glucose 4-epimerase activity. The transcript has 3 exons. Gene Ontology annotation, biological process: beta-D-galactose catabolic process via UDP-galactose, Leloir pathway. The coding region runs from base 1 to 1110 and encodes 369 amino acids. Gene Ontology annotation, cellular component: cytosol. NCBI's taxonomy places the organism in Eukaryota, Fungi, Ascomycota, Sordariomycetes, Magnaporthales, Pyriculariaceae. The record is from RefSeq and is a predicted model, not a curated record.